AUGACAGAGGAAAAUGGAUCGAAUUCUCCAGUAUUGGCACGAGCUAAAUUUAAAUUUGAGGGAGCGAAUAAUGACGAGCUUCGCUUCAAUAAAAAUGACGUCGUUACUAUUACACAACAACCAGAAGGUGGAUGGUGGGAAGGCACGGUGGAUGGUGUAACAGGAUGGUUUCCCAGUGCAUAUGUUACAUUAAUCACUGAAAAAGACAAAUUGAUGAGAUCUCGUAGCGUUCCAAAUGCAGCAGCAAAAGAACUGAUUGGAAUUGUGAAACAGCCCGACUACCGUGCGGAAGUUCUUGAAGAUUUUGUGAAAAACGAAACAGAAUACAUCGAACAUUUGAAAAUUACUCAAGCUGCUCUGCUCUUUCCAAUCAAAAAAGCUGGAUUUUUGGCUCCAACUGAUUACGAUAUAUUAUCGGGAAAUUUUGAAGAGAUUUAUAUUUUGCAAAAAAGCGUGCUUCUCGCUGUUGAAACCGAAAGAAAAUCGGAGCUCUCUAAGCAAAGAAUUGGUGGAAUUUUCAUGCACAACGCUGGAAUUGAGAGAGAAGCAUUGCUCAAAUACGCUGAAAAUCAUCCAAAGGCCGUCGAAGUUAUAAAAGAGAAAUCGAAGGAAAUCGAAAAAACGUUGAAAGAAAUAAGCAAGGAAAAGAAAGAAUUGGUAUCAGGAUUAAGUGAACCAUUGCGGCAUAUUGAGAAAUAUCAUACCAUGCUCACCGAGCUCGAACGAAUUGUUCCGGAGAAUCAUGCAGAUAGAGGUGAUUUACAACGCAGUGCUGCUGUUUUCAAGGAAACAAAGGAGCUAUGCGAGACCGUCAGGAAGCAAAAAGAAACACAAAUGGAAUUUUUGUAUCUCUCAAAAGUUGAGAAAAUAGUCCCAUUUUCUGAACGUGGUAUGAUUAUCUAUGUUGGAGUUGCAAACGUUGAAUUUGGAGACGCCGACCCCGUUGAUAGAUUUGUGGCAUUAUUCACUCGAUAUAUCAUGAUUUUCGAAAUCACCAAUGACAUGUCCUAUAAACUCGAGGAAAAGUAUCAAUCAACGGGCUUCCACGUCAAAAAAAAUUCUUGUAAUGAGAUCAUGCUUGAAAAGGGAAAAGUGUCCAUUAAACUGACCAUUGCACCGGCACAAGGAGAAUUUGAUAGAUGGUUUAAUGCAUUCUCCAAAAUUGAAGGUGUAAACUUAUCAACAGUGAUGCCAGCAGUAUCUCGAAAAUCUUCCCGAACUGCUAAUGAUAUUGUUGAUUAUGCUUUGGUUUCGAAGCCACCUCCUCAUCCAACGCCAAAUACAGAUACCACACAGAAGCAGAAAAAUUCGAAAUUAUUUGAGGAAUCUAUGAACGCUAGCGGUUUGCAAUUUGAUCACGAAUUGGAAAUGAUUCUUCCCGAUGGCGCACCCAUGUUAACCAGCAGUCGCAAUUCGCGAUCCCAUGAUAACCAUCGCUUUUCGCGUCUAAUGCCAUGUUUUCUGAAUGGUUGUAGACGAAACGUUUUACGGGAAGAUAAGGGAUAUCGUCUCAGAAAAGAUGCGGCACGUGAUGAAGAAGAAGAAUUCGAAGUUCUUCGCAUUAUUGAAGGAUUUUGUACGGACACCGCAUCUGUUGCUGAUAGUCAAUCUGAAAGCAAAGCUCCACAACUAAUUGUUGCGGAAGAUGAGAAAAUUUUAGUCGAGGAGAGAAUUGGCGACGAAGUGAUCAUUCAAGAAAAAAGUAUCGUUGAUGCAGUUUAUUCGAUUAAAGAUCAACUUUCUCAAUUGCAAAGCGAAUUUCUGAAAAUGACAAAGAUUGUGGAGGCGGAACAAAAAGCGCGUCGUCGCUUAGAACAUAAUCUUCCCAAAAUGUCGGGUAUUGCGUCUCCCGAUGGUUCGAUCAGUAGCAGGAAAGCAGUGAAUUCCACGGAUUCUUAG
Caenorhabditis bovis is the source of this 1899-nucleotide messenger RNA. NCBI's taxonomy places the organism in Eukaryota, Metazoa, Nematoda, Chromadorea, Rhabditida, Rhabditidae. The record is from the annotation of a GenBank genome assembly.